This is a messenger RNA of Archocentrus centrarchus (flier cichlid), 1042 nucleotides long. Its product is annotated as protein FAM133-like. The coding region runs from base 68 to 430 and encodes 120 amino acids. The transcript has 7 exons. The record is from RefSeq and is a predicted model, not a curated record. Lineage: Eukaryota; Metazoa; Chordata; Actinopteri; Cichliformes; Cichlidae.
AAGAAGGAGAAGAAAAAAUCCAGCAGGCUCCUCCUCAGAGUCAGAUGACGAGGAUGAAAAGAAGAGUAUGAAGAAAAAGCGGAAGAGAAAAAAGUCCUCGUCCAGGAGAGCAUCAGACAGCUCAGAUGAAGACUCAGAUGCUGAGAGCAAGAAAAGGAAGAGAUUAAAGGAAGAAGGUGACAGAGAUAAGGAUGAAAAGAGCCGUAGAAGAAAAAGAAAGGCUGAGAGAAGUCAUAAAGACUCAUCUUCAGAGUCAUCUGCUGACUCAGAGGAUGAUGAGGCAGCUGAAGCCAAGAAAAAAAAGAGAAGCAGUGAGGAAAGGGAGAAGUUCACAGACAAAUCUAAGAAGAAGAGGAAAAGGAAGCACAAAAAGCACGGCAGAAAAAAGAAAAAGAAGACAGCGUCUCAGUCGGACUCGGACCUCGACUGAAAAUCGUGUCUCCCGUUUUCCUGACAGCUCACUAGUAGAGUCAUUUUUGCCUUUGACUACCAAAAACUUCCCAUCCAGUUUUUUGAACUUCCACCUAAACAGGGAAACCAACAGGCUUGAAUGCUUGCCCUCUACAUGUGAAGUGAAAAUGAGGGGGGUGCCAGUCCCUCCAAAUGGCAGCAAGUGGUGCAUAUCUUUUGUUGUUUUACCACCAUGCUUUUUGUACAUUAUUGGUUUGAGUUACACUCAAAGACAGGACUGAACUCCACACACUCCCCACCCCUUUUUAUUUUAUUUUUUUCUGUGGAGAUUUCAGUGUGCCUGGCACUCCCCGCCAUGAUUGCCCUCUAGGAGUUAGUCCCUGUGCUUUACACAUGACAUCUUCCAUUGCUACACAAGGCUGUUAAUGCUAGUGCCUGCGUGAUGCAUGUAGACAUGAUGACCGGAUGUCUCGCCAGCCUCAUAUUGAAGUUGGCCGUUAUUGUACGAAAUAUGAGCUGCACAGUCAUACAGUAAUACAAGGGAUAAUUGUUAGUGUUAGAUGAGUUGUUACACUGCAGUGUAAAUGUAUAAACAAUGAGAAUUCAUUAAUAAAGUAUUGUUUUAACCUUU